Fusarium venenatum is the source of this 516-nucleotide messenger RNA. RefSeq lists its product as uncharacterized. The record is from RefSeq and is a predicted model, not a curated record. NCBI's taxonomy places the organism in Eukaryota, Fungi, Ascomycota, Sordariomycetes, Hypocreales, Nectriaceae.
AUGAGCUACACUCUCUACGACGCUGCCAUCCUCCACACCAAGGAGGCUCUCCAGUCCCUCUCUGCCAUCCUCAAGAAGGCCGAGUCUCACCCCAAUGCCUCUUCUUUCCCCGAGGCCAAGCUGGCCCCCGACAUGCUCGACCUGAACUUCCAGGUCUUCUUCCUUACCGACACCGCCCAGAAGAUUGUCGCCCGCACCACUGGCGUUGAGCCCCUCACCCUCUCCCGCGACGACUGCACCAACUUUGAGCAGUACCAGGCUCGCAUCGCCAAGGUCCUUGAGGUUGUCGAGAAGGCCGACAAGGCCACCGUUGAGAAGCGCGCCGCUGAGGUUGUCACCAUUGGUCUCGGCCCUGGAAAGAGCGCUGAUAUGAAGUGCCGCGACUACGUUCAGGGUUACGGCAUUCCCAACAUCUUCUUCCACCUCACCACUGCCUACGCUAUCUUGAGAAAGGAGGGUGUUGAGAUUGGCAAGCAGGACUACAUUACUCCUUUCAUGGGCCAGUACCUCCAGUAA